UCCCUUGGUACAGGGCUGUUUCCAGACUCCAGGGGUGAGGGGCAUCAGGCUUUGAAGCCUCAGCGCUCCCUGUGGUCGUCUGAUUCCUGCGACCUUGGGUUCUGCUUCCUCUGCUGGGCCUUCCUGGCCAUGGCAGCACCGGGUCUGGUGUGCCCUGGCUUCCUGUUGCCACACACCUGUUCGCGCUGUGCCUCUGGUCUAAUGAUGCAAACGUGGUGUGUGAGUCCGGCAGGCAGUGCCUGUUGCGUCACCUUCCAGCUGAGCCAGAGCGGUCCCAAGUCCACAGUGUCCUGAGGGGAGGAAGUGCUCCGUCCCAGCAGCGCAUCCGGAUGACCCUAGACAUUGCAGCCCCUUGAAUGGUGUCAGGAGAUGGGUUUCAAGUUCAAGCUUAGAAGGGGAGUGGCGAGGAAUCACCCCGUUUGGGGUCUUCCUGAGCGAGCGCACAUUUCCUGUUUGCCAGCCCUUCCUUCUGCGGCUCUUCUGGGGUGUGGGGGGCUGAGGGAUUCAGAGGGAAGCUAACCAGCAAGUCAAGCCACAUUCGCCCUGAGACGCAGUGGUGGGACUUGAACUCAAAGCUGGGGCUGGAUUGUGGGAAGGGCCUGCCCCAUGCCAGGCCCAGAGCUAAGGCUGGCAACCACAGUCAGACCGUGAUGAUUUCUACAUUGGAGUCCUGAGCGCCAGGCUGACCGAGGUGCCCACCCACGUUAAAACUGGUGGGCUGAGCUCCUUGGGGGCCUAGACUGGAUUUGUCUUCUGAAUCCAGUCAUCCUGUGGAAACACUGCUGCCACAUGGCCACACCCCCUCAGCAGGGAAGCCUCAGGGUGAAAGGCCAGCAGGAGGCCCUGCUGUGAGUUGUCAGAGGAGGAACCCUCAGGGCCUCUGCACGCCACCCACGGAGGGCCCGAGGGCGUCCACAGCCAACCGCUCGGAUCUGAACUCGGGCAAGGGUCCCUUUGGUACCCGAGGAGCCGCAGCCUGAGGAGGGGAAAGGACAUGAGCUCCUGUGCAGGGCUGUGCCCAGCCAGUCCGUGAGAGUGAGCAGCGAGUCAGGCCCCAGGGCCAGGUCGAGAAGCCUCAGGCAGCAGGGUUGGAGGGGCCAGGGUGUUAGGGACAAGGCCAGUCCCUGUCACCAGAAGGAAGGGAGCAGUGAGCGCCUGGGGGAGAAGGGGUCUUUAGGCUGCUCACUGGGCCAGGAGUUAGGACAGCCGGUGUGCACCUGUGUGUGCCUGCAGGGCGGAGAAGGAAGCCCGGCAGGAGAAGGGCACCUGGUGACUGGGACUGUUGGUGGCAGUGGAGGGCAACCACAACCUUGGAGCCAGAGGCAAAGCUGUCCCAGGAGUCUGGCAGAUGGACCAGGUGCAACAGGGCCUACACGAACGUGGAGAAGUAGCCGCUUGCCUAGCAGCAGGUGCUCUGUCCGUCCCACCAACAGAAAAUGACAACACCUGUGGUGUGACCACCGCACGCUCAGCCUUGUGGGCUGUGGCAUCAUGGCCUCAUGACAGCCAGGUCCCAGGGGCCAUGCGGGCAGGUGUGGUGUCCAGGAAGGAGAGCAGCAUCGGCACUGCUGCCAACAUCAAGGACCUCAGUGGGCAGCUGGACCAAGGGAAUGGGGCCUGUUUGGGUGGGAAGCAGACACUUGAGACAAACAUCGACUGUUCUUCAGAGCCCAACUGCACAGCUGUUUGACAGAGCCCUAGCUGGGGCUACACAGAAGCUUGGCUGACUGGGUCGGGGUGGCCAGGGCAGAGUCCUCCUUUCUUUCUGUUUCCCAGCCGCCUUUGACCACCUCUGUCUGCCUCUCUCCCUCCGUCCCUCAGAGUCUGCACCGGCGGGGCGUCCGGGGAGUCUUCCAGUUCUGAUCCUGCGGCUCCAUCGCCCCCUCGUCCCCCGCCCCAGUCAGGCACCUGGGUCUUUCCCGCUGGUGCCAGGUAGCCCAUGGGGUCAGGCCGCGUAGUGUCCCCUGGCCAGGAAGCAGCGGCUCAGCCAUGCGUGCACCAGGGUUGGGGCGACCCUGGGUCGGACUGCUCGGGUUCACCUUCCUUCUCCUGACCAACCGAGGGGCCGAGGGGCCGGCCCUGCCCCUGUCCCGAGGCUGCUCCUUACCAGCGCUGCUCGGCAGCUGCCCUCUACCCUCCGCCCUCUGCAGGAAUCCACUUCAUGAGGCCCGGGUGGCCGGCUGGGUGUGCAGGCGAAACCCCGCCCUGGGGUCCCGAUCUUUGCCCCCUCCCGCUGGCCGCGCCUCCCAGCACGGCGGGCUGCCCGGCCUUUGUGUCUGGCGGAGACGGCAGCUGCUGCACGGGAGGAGGCACGGGCUGUGCAGUGGACCCAGGCCAUGGGGGCUGGGCUCCUGCUCCGGGCCGCCUGUGCUGCACUCCUGCUCCUGCCUCCCAGGGUGCCAGGCCGAGGCCCCUCGGAGAGGACGCAGCCCCGGCCCUUUGCAGCCGAGAGGGAGGGCACCCAGGAGCCCCCAGUGCUGUCUGUCUCCGCAGGCGCCGCCUGGGCCCCCACGUCUGCCUCUCGAGCUUCGGAAGUGGCUGCUGCCCUGGCUGGAUGCCCUCCGUAGGCAGUGGGCACUGCACCCUGCCCCUCUGCUCCUUCGGCUGUGGGAGUGGCAUCUGCGUCGCACCCAACGUCUGCUCCUGCAAGGAUGGAGAGCAAGGGGCCACCUGCCCAGACGCCCACAGCCCCUGCGGGGAGUACGGCUGUGACCUGGCCUGCAACCACGGUGGGUGUCGGGAGGUGGCCCGAGUGUGCCCCGUGGGCUUCUCGAUGACGGAGACCGCCGUGGGCGUCCGGUGCACAGACAUCGAUGAGUGUCUGAGCUCCUCCUGCGAGGGCCGCUGCGUGAACACGGAAGGCGGGUUUGUGUGUGAGUGUGGGCCGGGGAUGCAGCUGGCUGCCGACCGCCACAGCUGCCAAGACAUGGACGAGUGCCUGCAGACGCCCUGCCAGCAGAGAUGCAGGAACAGUGUGGGCAGCUACAAGUGCUCCUGUCGGGCCGGCUUCCACCUCCACGGCAACCGGCACUCCUGCGUCGAUGUGAACGAGUGUCAGAGGCCACCGGAGAGGCGCGUCUGUCACCACGCCUGCCACAACACGGUGGGCAGCUUCCUGUGCACCUGCAGACCCGGCUUCCGGCUGCGAGCUGACCACAAGUCCUGCGAGGCUCUCCCCAAGGCACUGUCAGGGCCCUCGGCCAUCCUGCAGCCCAGGCCCCCCGGAAUGGCCCUUCUGCUUCCGGAGGCUGGCCGGCCGGGCCUGUCCCCAGGACACAGCCCCCCUCCUGGUGCCCCGGGCCCCCUGGCCGUGGUCAGGGCCACCCGCCCUCCAGCCCCUGCGUGGCUGCCGUCCACCCCGAUGGCCACCCCAGUGCCUGCUGCCACCCUGCUGGGGACCCUCGGGCCCCCCUUCCUCCUCCACGGGGGGGCGCUGGCCACCCCUUCCUCCCCCCCUGGCCCCAAGGACCGGAGCCUGCCACCAGGACCCUCUCCCUGCUGGCACCUAGGAGUCACGUAUGCCUCAGGGAGCCGCUGGGCCAAGCCGGGGUGCAGGCAGUGCUGGUGUGAGGACGGGGAGGUGACCUGUGGGGAGGUGAGGUGCGAGGCCACGUGCUCCCACCCGGCACCCCCGGAGGAGGGGAGGUGCUGUCCCUCGUGCACAGGCUGCUUCCACAGUGGCGCUGUGCGGGCUGAAGGGGCCGUGUUCUCUCCGCCUGGCAAGAACUGCACUGUCUGCGCCUGCGUGGCGGGGAAUGUGUCCUGCAUCUACCCUGAGUGUCCUCCUGGCCCCUGCGAGGUGGCCUCGCCCUCCGACUGCUGCACCUGUGUCCCAGUGAGGUGCUUCUUCCAUGGCCACUGGUACACGGAGGGGGCUGUGUUCAGUGGGGCGGGUGAUGACUGCACCACCUGCGUCUGCCAGCACGGGGAGGUGACAUGCUCCUUCACGCCGUGUCCCGAGCUGGACUGUCCCCGCCAGGAGUGGCGGCUGGGGCCCGGCCAGUGCUGCUUCGCCUGCCGAGAGCCCACGGCCCGCUCAGGCUGCUCCCUGGAUGACAAUGGGGCCGAGUUUCCGGUGGGACAGAUCUGGUCGCCCGGCGACCCCUGUGAGUUGUGCAUCUGCCAGGCAGACGGCUCGGUGAGCUGCAGGAGGACAGACUGCGUGGACUCCUGUCCCCACCCCAUCCGGAUCCCAGGGCAGUGCUGCCCGGACUGCUCAGCAGGCUGCACCUACACCGGCCAGGUCUUCUACAACAACGAGACCUUCCCUUCGACACUCGACCCGUGCCUCAGCUGCAUCUGCUUGCUGGGUUCGGUGGCCUGCUCGCCCGUGGACUGCCCCAUCACCUGCACCUACCCCUUCCACCCUGACGGCGAGUGCUGCCCCGUGUGCCUCGACUGCAACUACGAGGGCAGGAAGGUGGCCAACGGCCAGGUGUUCACGCUGGAGGACGAGCCCUGCACGCGCUGCACGUGCCAGCUGGGAGAGGUGAGCUGUGAGAGGGCCCCCUGCCCUCCGGCCUGCGCCCAGCCCACCCUGCCCACUCCUGCUGGGCACUGCUGCGCCUCUGCCUCCUGCCCAGGGUCCCCGAGUCUGCUGGACGAGAAGCCGGGGAUGUCCUCUGCUGGAGCCGCCCGCAGCCCCCAUGGACACACGGAGGCCCCUGGCACCUGCAGCUCCUGCCCGGGGCGGCCCCCAGCAGCCCGGCCGAGGCCUGUACUGCCGCUGCGCCAGCUGCUCUUCGGGGCCAACGCCUCUCGCUUGCUCCCCGAGCGCACAGGUCGGCAGGAAGCCUGGGCCUCGCCGCAGUGGGAAGCAGGGGGCCCUUUCCCAGGGGCGCCUGGCUCUUCCCCAGCGCCUCCAGCCUCCUCUCUGCCUCCGGCCCCUCCAGGGCAUCCCCGUCCUGCCUCGGGGCCCACGCUCCUGGCCGAGGCUUUGCCGUCCUUGGUGACGGUCCCCAGCCCGGCUAGGACUCCCGCCACCGCCCCUGGGCUCUCGGAGGCCACCCCACCGCCCAGCUCCCAGCAGCCCUCCACGGGGACCCCCGGAAGGAAGAGUCCCCCGUCUGAGGCGCCCCUGGCCUGAGGGACUGGGGGUGAGGCCGCUGAGGGACGCAGGCCAAGUCCAGGCACAACAGCAGGGCCGGCCGCCGGGCUGUGGUGGGCUGGCUCCCAGCUGUCCCAUGAGAGGGAGGGGUCUGCGCUGCCUGCCCAGGCCUCCCCGGGCCACAGGGAGGCCACGCCGAUGGCUUCCGAGGGGCCGGGGCUGCCCACCGCAGUGCCCUGAAUAAAUGGCUUGUUUCGCCAGUC
Heterocephalus glaber (naked mole-rat) is the source of this 5310-nucleotide messenger RNA. RefSeq names its product von Willebrand factor C and EGF domains (gene Vwce). The record is from RefSeq and is a predicted model, not a curated record. Gene Ontology annotation, cellular component: cytoplasm. Lineage: Eukaryota; Metazoa; Chordata; Mammalia; Rodentia; Bathyergidae. Gene Ontology annotation, molecular function: calcium ion binding; protein binding. Gene Ontology annotation, biological process: cellular response to virus.